CCAUUGUUACUGACUUUAAAUUUACUGUUUUACUUGAAAGAUCACGUCCCCACCCUUCUUUUCUCUUUCUCUUUUCACACAAUUCUCAAUAACUAUCACUUUUAACCAACAAUCCUCGAUUAUUGGAUUUGUUUAUAUUUUCCAAUAAAGAAUUGUUUCGUAAAUUACGUGUAUCAAGAUCCUCGCUUGCUUUAACAUGACACACCGAGAAGGCAUUGCGACCACUCCUGCGGAUUGGAAGUUGACUAAAGUCUCGAGUCUUAUAAAAGACCAGAACGUGAUUACAAUUGAAGGCUCUUUGUCUGUGGAAGAAGCAUGUAACGUACUCAUUAACCACAAUAUUUCUUCUGCUCCUGUCUAUACAUCUAGCGCAACUUCCGUGCCUACUUAUGUGGGUAUGUUUGAUUAUGGAGAUGUGAUUGCCUAUAUUUUGCUUGUCCUCCGAAAUAUAUCUUCACCUCCUCCUGAGGUACAGGAAGGACAAAGAGAAGACUUGUACCUUGGAAUCAAAGAUGUGCUUUGUCGCGCUCAAGAAGGUCAACAAGUGCCUAUCGAACUAGCCAGUGAUCUUUCCCAGAAAAAUCCAUUUUAUUCUAUCAUGAAUGAAGCAACUUUAUUAUCUGCUGUAGAAAAAUUUGCCCGUGGAGCUCAUCGUGUGUGUGUUAUAAACCCAGAUGGGUCAAUCAAAGGUAUCUUGUCUCAGUCUGUAGUGGCAAAGUACUUGUAUAAGCAUCAACGUCAUUUCUCUGAUAUUGAGUGUAUUAUGAACAAGACACUCCGUCAACUUGAUCUAGGCGUCUCUGAUGUUAUUGCAGUCAAUGCAGACUCACUUGUGUUAGAUGCACUUGCACUUAUGAGCAAACACAAUAUUUCUUCAGUGGCCGUGUUGGGACAUAUGGGUGUUGUGCUUGGUAAUAUUAGUAUGACUGAUGUCAAGCAUGUCAUGAAGAGUUAUCAUCAUCAGCUAUUAUGGAAGACAUGCUUUCAAUUCGUAAGCCUAGUGCGUAUUCAGCAAGGGAUCGAUGAUGGACAAGAUCGAUUGCCUGUUUUUGAUGUGCGAUUAGAUACUACGCUUGGUUUUGCAGUAGCCAAAUUACUUGCUACUAAAUCACAUCGCGUAUGGGUAGUGGAUGAGAGAGAAAAGGCUAUUGGCGUAGUUUCUAUUACAGACGUUAUGCGAGCCAUUCUUCAUAGUGUUUCGGCUUCGAAUUGAAAUAAAAGACAAAGCAUGGCGUUGAUGGAA
Gilbertella persicaria is the source of this 1243-nucleotide messenger RNA. RefSeq lists its product as uncharacterized. The record is from RefSeq and is a predicted model, not a curated record. The transcript is spliced from 6 exons. Bases 197 to 1213 code for a protein of 338 amino acids. Gene Ontology annotation, molecular function: protein serine/threonine phosphatase inhibitor activity. Lineage: Eukaryota; Fungi; Mucoromycota; Mucoromycetes; Mucorales; Choanephoraceae.